This is a messenger RNA of Hordeum vulgare subsp. vulgare (domesticated barley), 1699 nucleotides long. RefSeq names its product tRNA pseudouridine synthase A. The transcript has 9 exons. Gene Ontology annotation, molecular function: RNA binding; pseudouridine synthase activity. Gene Ontology annotation, biological process: tRNA pseudouridine synthesis. The coding region runs from base 218 to 1471 and encodes 417 amino acids. Lineage: Eukaryota; Viridiplantae; Streptophyta; Magnoliopsida; Poales; Poaceae. The record is from RefSeq and is a predicted model, not a curated record.
AUACCAACUCUGAACCUGAACUUAACUGAACUUUCUGAACUCCUCCGAGAUCUGUGAGUUGCUGGCAACUUAGCCGGUCGCCGCCGCCGCCGCACCCAUAUCCUCACACGGCGCCGGCAGCCACCACUUGUCCCCGUUCACGCUACCGUCGCCGCCGCCGCAAUCCCUUGGGGCCCUAAUCCCCAAAUCCAUCUGCAUCGCCGAGCCCGGCCCGUACAUGCUCGCCAAGUUCCGGCCCCUCAUGUCGGCGGCACCGACGGCGAAGGCCGCCCCGGCCGUGGCGUUCUCCACGGCGGCGGAGCGGGACGGCUACGCGCAGUACAACCACACCGACGCGUGCCAGCACCUCCGGUGGACGGCCAGGGAGAGCUACGAGUACAUGUACGCGCGGCCGUGGAGCAGGGUGGUCGACUUCUACGCCGAGCUCGUGCGCACCGGCGCCGGGGCGGCGGGCCUCGCCGAGCUGUUCCGGAAGGACGAGAAAGAUCACACUCGUGAUACGAAUGGAGAGGAGCCUUUAGCAUCAUCUGAAGAACAAAUGUCUGUUAAGUCCUCCAAAGGCCGAGGAGGCAGGUGGGAAAGAGCAAACUUCAAGAUUGUUCUUUCGUAUCAUGGGGGGUCGUUUGAUGGUUGGCAGAAGCAGCCUGCCCUCAACACCGUUCAAGGGUUGGUGGAAAAACAUCUUGGACAAUUUGUCGACGAGAGAAAAGCUAAACAACUUCAAGAGAGAUCGUUGCCGGUAGAAGGCUGUGCCACUGUUGCUGGGCGCACUGACAAAGGGGUGACUGCUCUUCAGCAAGUCUGCUCAUUUUAUACGUGGAGAAAGGACAUACAGCCUGACGAUAUAAAAGACUCAAUAAAUGAGGCUGCACCAGAUAAAAUCAAAUCUUUGGUUGUGUCAGAGGUUUCACGUGAAUUUCAUCCUAAUUUUUCAGCCAAAUGGAGGAGAUACCUGUAUAUAUUUCCUCUUGAUGAGGAUGCUAAACCAAUAUCAGGGGACGAGUUAUCCUCUAUGAUACUAGAGAAUCCUGAAUACAAAGCAUCUCGGAGCUUUGAUGUGGCCAAGGUUGACAAAAUCAUUAGGCAGCUAGAAGGAAAAAUGCUAUCUUACAAAAUAUUUGCACGUGAUACCCAAGCUUCACGUAGCGACGGCCCAGCUGCGGAGUGUUUUAUGUUCCAUUCUCGAGCUGCAUUGACCAAACUGUAUUCUGCUGAUGAGAAUUGCAAAGAAGGCGCGACAGUCAUGUGCAUUGAGCUAGUUGCGAACAGAUUCCUACGCAAGAUGGUUAGGGUGCUUGUCGCCACCACCAUCAGAGAGGCUGCUGCUGGAGCCGACGAAGAUGCCUUGCUGAACCUGAUGGACGCCACUUGCAGGCGCGCAACGGCGCCUCCAGCACCCGCGGAGGGCCUCUGCCUUGUAGACGUUGGCUAUGAAGAUUUCGACGAACAGAGGUGCUUCAUUGUUGACUAAAACUCUCCAACAUGCUAGAGCGAAAAGCACAAUAUGCUUGAUUGUUCGAUGAGUGAAGAUCAAACCAUUCCGGUUCUGAUCGCCGAUCCUACUCCUAUGUGCCUCACAUGUCGACGCUUAGCCUAUACAUGCUUCUCAUUUCUGAUGUACCCGUUCGGAAUUGCCAUCCGGAGGUGCAGCCCGGGAAUCUUUUGACACUGAAAUCAUAGAUAAAACAUUUCUGAUUAA